Messenger RNA from Colletotrichum graminicola M1.001, 1218 nucleotides. RefSeq names its product aminotransferase class I and II. The transcript has 2 exons. The coding region runs from base 1 to 1218 and encodes 405 amino acids. NCBI's taxonomy places the organism in Eukaryota, Fungi, Ascomycota, Sordariomycetes, Glomerellales, Glomerellaceae. The record is from RefSeq and is a predicted model, not a curated record. Gene Ontology annotation, molecular function: pyridoxal phosphate binding; catalytic activity. Gene Ontology annotation, biological process: biosynthetic process.
AUGGUCCGCAUAGCAGCUUUCGAGGUGGAGCAGUGGAUGGACGAGUACGAGACUACUCCCGGCUGCCUCAACAUCGCCGAGACCUGCGCCGCCUCCGUUUCUGUUGAAGAGCUCAUCGGACUCUCGGAAGAUAAGGGCGCGCCCGGCCCUGUCGACUUUUCCACCAAGCUCGUCUACGGCCCCAUCCGCGGCUCCGUCCCGCUCCGCCGGAGGGUCGCCGCGCUCUGCAGCAGCGACGGCUCGGGCGACUUCACGUCACCCGGCGCGCUCGGCGAAGACGACGUGCUCAUCACGCAGGGCGCCAUCGGCGCUAACUUCUUGCUGCUGUAUACUCUCGUCAACCCGGGCGACCAUGUCAUUUGCGUAUAUCCCACUUACCAGCAGCUCUACGGCGUUCCUCAGAGCCUCGGCGCGGAUGUCUCGCUGUGGAAGCUGAAGAAGGAAAACGGGUUCGUGCCGGAUGUUGGUGAACUCGAUGGCCUCGCCAAACCCAACACAAAGAUGAUCAUCAUCAACAACCCAAACAAUCCCACCGGCGCACCGAUCCCCAAGCCCGUCCUCAGUUCCAUCAUCGCCUUCGCGAAAGCCCGGGGCAUCAUAGUCUUCUCGGACGAAGUCUAUCGACCCCUUUUCCAUGACUUGUUUGACGGCGCCGCACACAACGUCCCGCCCCCCAUCACUGCCUUUGGCUACGACAAGGUCGUCAUCACGGGAUCCAUGUCCAAAUCCUACGCCCUCGCCGGCAUCCGCAUCGGCUGGGUCGCCUCGCGGGACAAGGGCAUCAUCCAGGCCGUCGCCUCGGCGCGGGACUACACCACCAUCAGCGUCUCGCAGAUCGACGACCAGAUCGCGUCGUACGCGCUGUCGGAGCCCGUCUGGGGACCAUUGCUGAGGCGCAACGUCGCACUGGCCAACACGAACAAGGCUCUGCUCGAGGCCUUCAUCGACAGGUACAAGGGCGUUUGCUCGUGGGUGAAGCCCAAGGCCGGCACGACCGCGUUUGUGCAGUUCACUCGCAAGGGCGAGCCGGUCGAUGACGCGCGCUUCUGCCUGGACGUGCUGGACAAGACCAAGGUCUUUUUCGUCCCGGGGUCCAAGUGCUUUGGUCAUGGGAAGGACUUCGCGGGCUACGUGAGGAUCAGGUACGUCUGCCAUACCGAAGUGCUCAGGGAGGCUCUGGAGAAACUCGGAGCCUACUUGGACAGUCAUUUUCCGUAG